This is a messenger RNA of Nematostella vectensis (starlet sea anemone), 1624 nucleotides long. Its product is annotated as 45 kDa calcium-binding protein. Bases 22 to 1080 code for a protein of 352 amino acids. The transcript has 4 exons. Gene Ontology annotation, molecular function: calcium ion binding. Lineage: Eukaryota; Metazoa; Cnidaria; Anthozoa; Actiniaria; Edwardsiidae. The record is from RefSeq and is a predicted model, not a curated record. Gene Ontology annotation, cellular component: endoplasmic reticulum. Gene Ontology annotation, biological process: calcium-ion regulated exocytosis.
UUGUCGUCUUGGUUUUUCAAAAUGGCGGUUUCAGCUGGGCCCAGAAUGACCCAGCUAAAAACAUCAAAAAUCUGGCUUAUUAUGCUUGCAUUAUGUAUUACAUCCAGCAAGACGCUAGCUAAACCUAUCACCAAUGGAAGGGUAUUAACGCCUGGUAUGGAUAUUAAAAGUAUGAUUAAAAGCAGCGAACUUUUACCGGCCGAUCAUGUCGAGGGCUCGAAACUCGAACGAGAUGGAGACAUAAACAAGGACUUCCAUCACGAAGCCUUCCUCGGCAAACUCAUCAAAGACGGCACGCUUACAUUCGAGAAUAAAAUGGGCUACAAAAAGUUGAUAGAGAUCUUUCAUCAAGUUGAUUACGACAAGGAUCAUUUAGUCAGCAAAGACGAGCUAAGUUACUGGAUUCACGAAAGAAUUCUUGAGCAUGUCGAAGAAGCUCGGUUAAGAAAUGAAGGUUUAUUCAAGUCGGCGGAUUUGAACAAAGACGGAUCGAUUACGUGGCUGGAAUACAGGACAAAGCUACUUGUGGGAGAUGGGAAUGCGACGGUUAGUCCUAAAGUGCUCCACGAGCAAGGCGAGGAUGGUGGACUGCCAGAUGAGUAUGGUCACUGGAAGAAGGCUGAUGUCAAUCAAGAUGGUAAAAUAGACGUGACAGAAUUCCUGUACUUUCAGCAUCCCGAGUACAACCCUGAGACCAUUAAAAAGAUGGCUGAAGAUAUGCUCGUGAAUUUUGACAGGAACGGUGAUAAGAUCAUGACAGGAGAUGAGUUCUUAGCCCUCCCCCCAGGGGAAGUUGACCCAGAUCAAGCAGCAGCAGAGAAGGAGUAUAAAGAAGACCGCAAGCGUGAGUUCAAGCUGAUGGAUAAGAAUGGCGACGGAGUCGUCAAGCUGGACGAGUUAGCGCUCUACCUGGACCCGCGAAACGAGCAACACGCGGCAAACGAGGCCUCUUACCUCAUCAGCGUGGCGGACAAGAACAAGGACGCCAAGUUAUCCGAGCUGGAAAUGCUCCAGAACUACCAGCUCUUCACGGGAAGUAGUCUAGCCAACUUUGCUGGCGUCUUACACGACGAAUUCUAAUAAUGAUUUUUUUUUAAAAGGCACAAAUGACAUUUGUAAGAUACAACAGUAUAUUGACACUGAUCACCAUAUGGCAAUUGAAGGGGACUUCUCGUGCCAUAUAGCACUAUUGAAAAGUUGUUGUUCCAAGCCUAAAAAAAAACUGAAGAGGACCUUAGCAGGGCAACCCCUCCCCGCUACACCCUGGGAGGAGCAAACUCAUCAGUUAGAUAAGAGAUGUAAAAGCUGUGACAUAAGCCGGCAGGAAAGGGGCUUAGAACCAUGAUAACUAAAUUGUGAUGCCAAAUGUCUGAUGGAGUGGUUUCCAUUAACCCGUGAAGUGAAACAAAGUGUGAAUGUCAUCGGGUAAUAGUUAGUAAAACACAAAAGAAAACAAUAGAAUCAGAUCACAAAUAAAGUGUAAUACGUAAAAUCAUUCUAAUAAAAUUCGAAUAAUUUUGCUUCCAUUGUGUACUGAAAAAAAUUAACAAAACGUCCCUCAAAUAAAAUAAUGAUAGUAAUCAUGUUCUCCUGAAUAAUUAAAAUAGAAUAUGUCUUAGACUAA